ACGGUAUCAGUCUCGGAUUGUCUCUCGUCUCUCAAGACCUUCCCCUACUACCUGGAGGACUUUCACUGUUUUAGUGGCACGUGUGUGAUUUCUACCUUAAGUCAAGGUCAAAUCCCUCAUUCCGUGACAAACCCUAUGGCUGCUUUGAACUCCCCAUUUAUACAUUCAUCUCUGUCGCCUACCAUUUUCCCACCCUCUCAGUCGGUGCUGUGUCUGUGAGAGAUCUUUGCCUACAACUCUCUUUCUGCGUCGGCGAUCUAUUCGGGUCACCAUACUGAAUCUCAAACAUGGCAGAUGGAUUGCAGCAUCCAUCGAUUUUUCAAAAGAUACAUGGGAAGUCUUACCUCGUUUCUAGGUUCUCCCCCAACAUGCACUCUCGGACUUAUGGUGCUUGUGAUGUGUAUGCCAAUGGGGGUAUGCAGAGUUCGCUGCAGCUGGUUUGCCAGGGCACUGGCUUGGCACAUUUCUCAACCAUGUCUCCCGUGUUUGUACCAGCCCCUAAAGAGGAAGGUGCAAAAGGUUUUCUUAUAGAUUUUCUCAUGGGAGGAGUUUCUGCCGCUGUUUCCAAAACAGCAGCUGCUCCUAUUGAACGUGUUAAACUUCUAAUUCAGAAUCAGGAUGAGAUGAUCAAGACUGGUCGAUUAAGAGAACCGUAUAAGGGAAUUAUGGACUGCUUUGGCCGAACUGUUAGGGAAGAAGGUGUCCUUUCACUUUGGAGAGGAAACACUGCUAAUGUUAUCAGAUACUUCCCCACUCAGGCCUUGAACUUUGCUUUCAAGGACUACUUCAAGAAACUCUUCAACUUCAAGAAAGACAAAGAUGGAUACUGGAAGUGGUUUGCUGGUAACUUGGCAUCAGGAGGUGCUGCUGGUGCUUCCUCUCUUUUAUUCGUCUAUUCCCUGGACUAUGCCCGAACACGUCUGGCUAAUGAUGCAAAGUCUGUGAAGAAGGGUGGCGGUGAGAGGCAGUUUAAUGGUUUGAUUGAUGUUUACAAGAAAACCCUUGCAUCUGAUGGCCUUGCUGGGCUUUAUCGUGGAUUUACAAUCUCAUGCGUUGGAAUUAUAGUUUACCGUGGGCUUUAUUUUGGACUCUAUGACUCUUUGAAACCCGUGGUUCUUGUUGGUGGAUUACAGGAUAAUUUCCUUGCUAGUUUCUUGUUGGGAUGGGGAAUCACCAUAAAUGCUGGAUUGGCUUCUUACCCUAUCGAUACCGUACGUAGAAGGAUGAUGAUGACCUCUGGAGAAGCUGUCAAGUAUAAGAGCUCUUUGGAUGCAUUUAGGCAAAUAGUCAAGAAUGAGGGUGCUAAAUCACUCUUCAAGGGUGCUGGUGCAAACAUUUUGCGUGCUGUUGCAGGUGCUGGUGUUCUUGCUGGUUAUGACAAGUUGCAGCUCAUUGUAUUUGGCAAGAAAUAUGGAUCUGGUGGUGGUGGUUAAUAUGGGACGAUUUGUGGUGAUGUUGACGAUGAAUGCCGAUGAUGAUUGUGUUUGUUUCUCUUCAAGCGUUGAAUAAUAUUGGAAGGUCGAUAGGACCCAGUAUUUUAAUUUUUGGGGUGGAUAUUACAAAUUGUAUAUAUGAAGACAUACUAGAAUUUUCCGUUGUUUGGUUUAUUCGCUUGAGCUCGAAGGUGUAACUUUCUGUCUUUCUUUUGGUGAGGAUAAUGGCCAGAACAAUGCUCGGUUGGCAUUAUAACGGAUGCUUAUUAGAUAAUGUUGUAACAGACGGUCUUUUUCUUCCUCUA
Messenger RNA from Carya illinoinensis, 1738 nucleotides. Its product is annotated as ADP,ATP carrier protein 3, mitochondrial-like. NCBI's taxonomy places the organism in Eukaryota, Viridiplantae, Streptophyta, Magnoliopsida, Fagales, Juglandaceae. Gene Ontology annotation, biological process: mitochondrial ADP transmembrane transport; mitochondrial ATP transmembrane transport. Gene Ontology annotation, cellular component: mitochondrial inner membrane. Bases 288 to 1433 code for a protein of 381 amino acids. Gene Ontology annotation, molecular function: ATP:ADP antiporter activity. The transcript has 4 exons. The record is from RefSeq and is a predicted model, not a curated record.